Molecule: messenger RNA, 5155 nt
Organism: Cavia porcellus (domestic guinea pig)
Lineage: Eukaryota; Metazoa; Chordata; Mammalia; Rodentia; Caviidae
Gene: Gnptab
Product: N-acetylglucosamine-1-phosphate transferase subunits alpha and beta
Exons: 21
Coding region: 101-3802 (1233 amino acids)
Biological process (GO): carbohydrate phosphorylation; N-glycan processing to lysosome
Cellular component (GO): Golgi apparatus
Molecular function (GO): UDP-N-acetylglucosamine-lysosomal-enzyme N-acetylglucosaminephosphotransferase activity; calcium ion binding
Source: RefSeq, a predicted model, not a curated record
CCCGCCGCCGCCGCUGCCGCUCCCCGCUGCGGACCGGGUGGCGCUGCCGCCGGGCGAGGGCGUGCGCUCGGCUCCCGGAAGCAGCGGCGGCGGCGGGGCGAUGCUGCUGAAGCUGCUGCAGCGGCAGACCUACACCUGCCUGUCGCACAGGUACGGGCUGUACGUGUGCUUCGUGGGCGUCGUGGUCACCCUCGUCUCCGCCUUCCAGUUCGGAGAGGUGGUGCUGGAGUGGAGCCGGGACCAGUACCACGUGCUGUUUGACUCCUACAGGGACAAUGUCGCCGGGAAGUCCUUCCAGAGCCGGCUCUGCCUGCCGGUGCCCAUCGACGUGGUCUACACCUGGGUCAACGGCACGGACCUCGAGCUGCUCAGGGAGCUCCGGCAGGUCCGGGCGCAGAUGGAGGAGGAGCAGAAGGCCAUGCGGGAAAUCCUGGGGAAGAACACGACAGAACCCACGAAGAGGAGCGAGCAGACUCUGGAGUGCCUGCUGACCCACUGCAUCAAGGUGCCCAUGCUGGUCCUGGACCCCGCGCUGCCCGCCAACAGCUCCCUGAAGGACCUGCCGGGCCUGCACCCCGCCUUCCGCACGGCCAGCGACCUCUUCCACGUGGCCAAGCCCAAGAACCCAUCCACUAACGUCUCUGUGGUCGUCUUUGACAACACCAGGGAUGUGGAAGAUGCCCACGCCAGCCUGCUGAAGGGGAGCGGCAAACAGACGGUUUGGAGGGGCUACCUGACCACAGACAGAGAAGUCCCCGGGCUGGUGCUCAUGCAGGACCUGGCUUUCCUGAGCGGCUUCCCGCCCACCUUCAAGGAGACCAGUCAGCUGCGGACCAAGCUGCCUGAGGGCCUGGCUGCCAAAAUCCGCCUGCUGCAGCUGUACUCCGAGGCCAGCGUGGCGCUCCUGCACCUGCACAACCCCAGGGACUUCCAGGAGCUGAACAAGCAGACGAAGAAGAACAUGACCAUCCAGGGCAAGGAGCUGACGCUCAGCCCCGCCUACCUGCUGUGGGACCUGGGCGCCAUCAGCCAGUCUAAGCAGGACGAGGAUGUCUCCGCCAGCCGCUUCGAGGACAACGAGGAGCUGAGGUAUUCGCUGCGCUCCGUGGAGAGGCAUGCGCCCUGGGUGCGCAACAUCUUCAUCGUCACUAACGGCCAGAUCCCGUCCUGGCUCAACCUGGACAACCCACGGGUGAAGGUGGUCACUCACCAGGAAGUCUUCCGGAACCUGAGCCACCUGCCCACCUUCAGCUCCCCGGCCAUCGAGAGCCACAUCCAUCGCAUCGAGGGGCUGUCGCAGAAGUUCAUCUACCUGAAUGAUGACGUCAUGUUUGGCAAGGAUGUGUGGCCGGACGACUUCUACAGCCACUCCAAGGGGCAGAAGGUUUACUUGACAUGGCCCGUGCCGAACUGCGCCGAGGGCUGCCCCGGCUCCUGGAUCAAGGACGGCUACUGUGACAAGGCCUGUAACAACUCGGCCUGUGACUGGGACGGCGGCGACUGCGCUGGGAGCAGCGGAGGCAGCCGCUACGUGGGCGGCGGAGGAGGCGCGGGCAGCGUGGCCGGUGGUCAGCCCUGGCAGUUCAGUGGUGGACUCAGCAGUGUCUCCUACUGCAGCCAGGGCUGUGCCAAUUCCUGGCUGGCUGACAAGUUCUGCGACCAGGCCUGCAACGUCCUGGCUUGCGGGUUCGACGCCGGCGACUGUGGCCAAGAUCACUUCCACGAGCUGUACAAGGUGGUCCUCCGCCCCAACCAGACGCGCUACGUGCUCCCGAGGGGCGAGCGGCAGCCUUACUUCAGCUUCGCUGAGAUCGCCAAGCGGGGUGUGGAGGGCUCCUACAGUGACAGCCCCGUGAUCCGGCACGCGUCGGUCGCCAACAAGUGGAAGACGGUGCACCUGCUGCUGCAUGGCGGCAUGAACGCCACCACGCUGCAGCUGAACCUCACGCUGCAGGACGCCGCCGAGCGCGAGUUCCGGCUGCAGCUGGCGAUUGAGGUGGACACACGGGAGGGUCCCAGGCCCAACGCCAGCACCCCGCAGCCCCGUGCGCCCCCAGGCAGCCCCUCCACGCCGCCCCCCGAGGCCGAGGUGCUUUUCGAGGAUGUCCCUGAGGAGAAGCGCUUCCCCAGGGUCCGGAGGCUCGGGACGCCGCAUGAGCCACUGCCGAUGCCCCAGGUGAACGUUUCCCUGCUGCCCAGAGAGGCCCAGGCCAGGCUCAGGGUCCUGGACUUGCAGCUGGCUCAGGGUGACAUCACGGUGAAAGGCUACAACCUGUCCAAGUCAGCCCUGCUGCAGGCCUUUCUCACCAGCGUCCCGGUCACUGCCAUCAGCCCAGCUACUGUCACGGAAGGAAGACGGGGUCACCGGAGCCUGGACAGCAGCAGAGGCUUACAGCAGCCCCUGUGGCCAGCUCUGCCGGCAGGGAUAGCGGAAGGGCACCGUCUCCACCGUCUCCUAGGUGCCAGUCCAUCCCCAGUCCCGGAGGCCAGGGCAGCCGCAAGCCCAGCCCCAGGUCUCAGCAGCAGCAGCAGCAGCAGCAGCGCGCUCAGAAGGAAGCACCCGCCUCCGGCCCAGGGAGAGAGAAACGUGGCCGUGGAGAAGGAGCCCCAGGUGGAGGCGGGUGCUGCCGACCCCCGAGACCCCGCCGCCCCGCUGCCCGGGAGGAGGCUGCAGCAGGAGCUCUCCGGGAGUUACCUGGGCUUCCUGCCCUGGGAGAAGACCAAGUACUUCCAGGACCUGCUGGAGGAGGAGGCGGCGCUGAAGACCCAGCUGGCCUACCUCACGGACAGCAGCCACGCCGGCCGGCGGCUCCAGGACACCUUCGCGGACUCGCUGCGUUACGUCAACAAAAUCCUCAACAGCAAGUUCGGCUUCGCGUCUCGGAAGGUCCCGGCGCACAUGCCGCACAUGAUCGACCGCGUGGUCAUGCAGGAGCUGCAGGACAUGUUCCCCGAGGAGUUCGACAGGACGUCCCUGCACAAGGUGCGGCACUCUGAGGACAUGCAGUUUGCCUUCUCCUACUUCUACUACCUCAUGAGCGCGCUGCAGCCGCUCAACGUGGCCCAGGUCUUCGACGAGGUGGACACGGACCACUCGGGUGUCCUGUCGGACCGCGAGAUCCGGACGCUGGCCACCCGCGUGCACGAGCUGCCGCUGAGCCUGCAGGAUCUGACGGGUCUGGAACACAUGUUAAUAAACUGCUCAAAAAUGCUUCCCGCUAACGUCACUCAGCUGCACGCUGUGCCGCCCACCCAGGAGGCCUACUACGACCCCAACCUGCCACCGGUGACCAAGAGUCUGGUGACCAACUGUAAGCCCGUGACCGACAAAAUCCACAAGGCUUACAAGGACAGGAACAAGUACAGGUUUGAGAUCAUGGGGGAGGAGGAAAUCGCGUUUAAGAUGAUCCGAACCAACGUUUCUCACGUGGUGGGCCAGUUGGACGACAUAAGGAAAAACCCCAGGAAGUUCGUCUGCCUGAACGACAACAUUGACCACAACCACAAGGACGCGCAGACCGUGAAGGCCGUGCUGCGGGACUUCUACGAGUCCAUGUUCCCCCUGCCGUCGCAGUUCGAGCUGCCCCGGGAGUACCGCAACCGCUUCCUGCACGUGCGCGAGCUGCGCGAGUGGAGAGCUUACCGAGACAAACUAAAGUUCUGGACCCACUGCGUCCUGGCCACGCUGAUCAUCUUCACCGUCUUCUCGUUUUUUGCCGAGCAGUUAAUUGCCCUUAAGCGGAAGGUAUUUCCCAGGAGGCGGACACACAAGGAAGCCAGCCCCGAUCGCAUCAAGGUCUAGCAGAUCUUGGUUUGGAAGCUCCAAAGCCACCUACCUCAGCGUCACCGAGAGGGAGGACCGAGUGCUGGGCUGCUGCCUGGGACCCCUGCACACUCCGCGCCACCAUGACGGUGGCUCCGAGCCCGCCUCGCUGAAAAGCAUCCGCUCGUGGCCCACCCGGCCUUUUUAUAAAGCUGCUGCCGAUUUCCCUGGGUGACCGUGGCAAACUGAGAACAGAGGCCUGGCUGGGGGUCUCGAAGCCUGAAGCCUGGUCCCUGCCUCUGCGGGGUUGACUCCCCACGUCCGUGCGUCUGUCCGUUGUCACGAGUCACCGUCGCUGUCACGUUCCUGCUUCUGAGAGUAGCAAAUCUGAUUACUGAAAUGACAGGGUACUGUCGCCUUUGACUGACAAGACAGAAGUCCCCAGAUGAGUGAGGAAGACCCCAGUCCACUUCUGCCUGCUGACCAGCCCAUGGCCAGCUGGGAACCUCGUCGCCGUUCUUCAGUCCCCAGAGGACGCACUGCGCUUUCCCACAGGCCUGAUGACCAAGGGCUGCCGUGUUAGCGCUGCCUCUUAGAGAUGUCGUUAUGUUUUGGAAACGCACAUAGACAAAAGUGUCUCCUUCCAGACGGGCAGUGCUGACCAAGGGCUGGCGCCCGGGGUCAGGUUUACCACCACCACCACCCCCCACCCAUAUUCCAGCCACAGCUGCUUUUGUGUACAGCAUGAGUCAGUCAACAAACCUGUUCUGUAAAAGGCCAGCUGGCACGUAAUCACAGGACACCUGUGUCCGUCACACAUUCUAGGUGUUUGCAGUCUGCCUUCUGAGCUGUUCUUUAAUACUUCAAGGCCCGUGCACAGCUGGACCUGACCCGCAGGCCCUGUCCGGGUAAACCCUGAGGCACAGUGAUGUCUCCUAAUAUCAUCUAUGGUGGAUUUGUGGCCACCCAAUUCUACAAACCCUUUCUGAAUUGAGACAGGUAUUUUAAAUCAUGGUCUUAACAGUAUUCUUCCAUAGUGGCGCACAUAUUUGUAAAAAGAACUUGAAAUGUAAAUACUGUUUGUGCCGUUUUCCAAAAUGGAAGUCUCGUAAACAGUUGUACGACUCUUUGACCGUAAAUCUUGAGGCCUCCCUGUGCGCUAGCCCAGGACUCACUGGCCCGGCCAUGUGGUGACUUGGGUGUUGCCUAAGCACUAUGGAGGUUAAACAGAGAUUGGUGUCAGGCUGUACCGGAGCGUCCUGCCCAGGUGAAAUGGGUUCUGGAUAAAAUUCAUCAUGCGGGAAAAUUCAGGGAGUUAUCAGGAUAUCACUGUAAUAGCAAAGAAUUUAUUCUAGAAAGGUUAUACAGAAAUAAAGAUUUCUGCGUCACAGA